Molecule: messenger RNA, 2060 nt
Organism: Gavialis gangeticus (Gharial)
Lineage: Eukaryota; Metazoa; Chordata; Crocodylia; Gavialidae
Product: armadillo repeat-containing protein 1-like
Exons: 7
Coding region: 46-855 (269 amino acids)
Molecular function (GO): metal ion binding
Source: RefSeq, a predicted model, not a curated record
GGGAGCCGGCUGCGUUCGAACUCGGGGGUUUGGGCUACCACAAGAAUGGAUGCUCUGUCUGUAGCAAACCAAUUGAGGAAUCUGUCUUCAGACCCACGGAAUAGAGAAACAAUUGUGAAAGACAAAGGAUGUCUUUCUGGCCUCAUCCUGUUUCUGGACCAUCCUAACACAGUAGUUGUAUAUUUAGCUCUUCAGGCACUUCAGUAUCUUUCAGAAUGUCCUUCCAACUGUGAAAUUGUGACAAAAGAACCAGAUAUAAUGUGGAGGCUAGAGAAACUGCAGAAAAGACAUGACAUCAAUGGCAGUCUUCAGCUUCUAGCAAGAGAAGUACAGAAUGCACUGAAUACAUGUUUUUAUAUCAGCAAUACACGAUGUACUCCACAAGUAUUUGAUAACAAGUUCAAAGCACAGUUUUUUCUUAACAGCUCCAACAAGACAGCAAAGACCAUUACUCUUCACAUUGAAGGACUAGAUAAUGUGCAUACCAAAAAUCUGUGUGAGGAAGCACUGCUAAAAGUCAAAGGAGUAAUCAGCUUUACAUUUCAAUCAGCUCUCAGAAGAUGCACUGUACGUGUAAAAUCAGAUCUUGAAACAGAGACCCUAGCUUCUGCUAUUGCUGCAACAAAAGUAUUAGAAGCACAACUGAUUAGAAGUGAAUCUGGAAAAGAGAUUAUUGUUCCACUUAAAACUGCAAGUGUGCUUCAGCAAUCUCACUUGCCAGACUACUUACCUGAAGAGGAAAGUCUGCAUGAAGAAUCUGAAAAAGCAGUUUUGCAAACUGGGAUAAAGACUGAUGCAAAGAGUAGCUGGAUCAAUAGUGCCACACAUUUCUUGACCAAAGCUUUCUAUUGGUGACUCAUGAGUCAGCAGAAGUUAUUCAAAACAUUUCUGAUUGUGUAGUUGUGAAGGAGCCAUUUAGCAUCUAUUAUACUGCUUAAACAACGGGUAGUGCUUUUAUAUUCCUUGUUAGUGGUUUACUUCUGUCAUAAAACUAGGAAAGAAUUCCAGGAACAUGCAUCCCCCAAGAUGGUGCUUCUGGUUAGCAUAUAUAAAAUUCAACUACUGCUUGGGCUGUUGAACAAACAAAAUUGAGGCAUUACCCCAGUAGCAGUAACAGAAUGCAGAGAAACAUUAUACUUAAGUAAGGUAGCUACCUAUGUUUGUUUGACCUUAGGCAGAACACAGGACAGGGUAGCACCUUGUAGAUUAACUCAUUCAGAGAGGCUUUCAUAGCUUCAGUUAUAUCUGAUGAAAUAAGCUAAAGCUACAAAAGCUCAUGCCUCUGAGUGAGUAAAUCUGUGAAUGUGUAUCUUGCCUUGCAUUCUAUAUCAAACUAUUGCUAUAUUUAAUACAGAGUUAAAAAGAGGGCUUCUAUCUAUGGCCUAAAAACAUACAUUUUAAAUCACAGUGCUAAUAAUUAAGCCCUGAAUACGUAUUGUGGAUAUACCUUUUCUCAGAAGUGGCUCUUAAGGGGAACAGUCCUUAUGUGAUCUACUGCAAGGUUUUUGUGACUAUUAAAACAGGAAGUUAAUAUGGUUAGUCCCCAUUUUACUCUGUCACUAAGACUGCUUUGGCAAGAUUAAGUGACUAUUUUCAAAUAGUCUCUUCUGCAGCUUGGUUAUAGAAUGCAAUCUUAACACUACUUUUUAUUUGGUAACAAGAAGCCACUUCUGUUAUAUAACUAGCUCUUAAACCAAAGAGAAAUUCCAGUGCCCAUUUUUUAAAUGUAGUUAGUACCAAUGUGUAAAAUAAAUGCUCUUCCAAGAUUUUAGGUGUGCAGAGCUGUAAGUUUACUUCAGAAUAAAAUACAGACGUGGGGAAUAAUCAAAACUUUUAGAGUUGUACUUGACCAUGUAUUUUGGACAAAACAGAAUUACACUGCAUAUAACAAACAGUAAAAGUUCUUAAAAGUUGAGUUACAAAUAUUUUACUUUCUACCUGUACGAUCAUCAGCAUACAGUUUACUAUAUCAAGGUUUCUAAAGGCUUAAAACAAAACAAUUGUUCUAUACUACUUUCAAACAGUAAAAUUUAAGUAAAAUGCUUACAUUCAUUUGACAA